GGCGGGUGACGAGGCAGCUGGCUGGGCCAUGAAACCUUAGGAGGCCAUGUCGAAACGCGACGUCAUCCUCACCAAUGUCACCGUUGUCCAGCUCCUGCGACAGCCGUGCCCAGUGACCAGAGCACCACCCCCACCGGAGCCCCAGCCAAUCAAAGAGCAAGUCCCACCACCUCCGCCUCCUGCACCUAAGGUUUCUGUGGUUCGGGAGCUGACUGUUGGCAUCAAUGGAUUUGGACGCAUUGGUCGCCUGGUGCUGCGUACCUGCUUGGAGAAGGGUGUUAAGGUGGUAGCAGUGAACGAUCCAUUCAUCGACCCGGAAUACAUGGUGUACAUGUUUAAGUAUGACUCCACCCAUGGCCGAUACAAGGGGAGCGUGGAAUACAGGAAUGGACGGCUGGUCGUCGAUAACAAUGAGAUCAGCAUCUUCCAGUGCAAGCAGCCCAAAGAAAUCCCCUGGAAGUCUGUCGGGAACCCCUUUGUGGUGGAGGCCACAGGCGUGUACCUGUCCUUAGAGGAAACUACAGCCCACCUUGAGGCAGGUGCCCUGCGUGUGGUCAUCUGUGCGCCCUCUCCAGAUGCACCCAUGUUUGUCAUGGGGGUGAACGAAAAGGACUACAACCCCGGCUCCAUGAAAAUUGUCAGCAACGCAUCCUGCACCACCAACUGCCUGGCCCCCCUCGCCAAGGUCAUCCACGAGCGAUUUGGGAUUGUGGAAGGGCUGAUGACCACAGUCCAUUCCUACACUGCCACCCAGAAGACAGUGGAUGGGCCAUCGAAGAAGGCCUGGCGAGACGGACGGGGUGCCCACCAGAACAUCAUCCCGGCCUCCACGGGGGCUGCCAAGGCCGUGGGCAAAGUCAUCCCAGACCUCCAAGGGAAGCUGACGGGAAUGGCGUUCCGAGUGCCAACCCCAGUCGUGUCUGUUGUGGACCUGACCUGCCGCCUGGCCCAGCCUACCCCGUACUCAGACAUCAAGGAGGCCAUAAAAGCAGCAGCCAAGGGGCCCAUGGCUGGCAUCCUUGCCUACACUGAGGAUGAGGUCGUGUCCACGGACUUUGCUGGCGAUACCCAUUCGUCUAUCUUUGAUGCUAAGGCCGGCAUCGCGCUCAACGACAACUUCGUGAAGCUCAUUUCCUGGUACGACAACGAAUAUGGCUACAGCCACCGAGUGGUGGACCUUCUCCGCUACAUGUUCAGCCGAGACAAGUGAAGCAGACUGGCCCGCCUCUGUUUCCCAGUGCUCCCGGGCCGGUACCCGUCUCUCCCGUCCCCGCCCUCGGCCCCCCGGGGGAAAGAGGGCGUCCCGCGCGAGGGGCCCGCGCCGCUGGGCCAAC
Messenger RNA from Balaenoptera acutorostrata (minke whale), 1334 nucleotides. RefSeq names its product glyceraldehyde-3-phosphate dehydrogenase, spermatogenic (gene GAPDHS). Gene Ontology annotation, molecular function: NADP binding; NAD binding; oxidoreductase activity, acting on the aldehyde or oxo group of donors, NAD or NADP as acceptor. The record is from RefSeq and is a predicted model, not a curated record. Bases 47 to 1210 code for a protein of 387 amino acids. The transcript has 11 exons. NCBI's taxonomy places the organism in Eukaryota, Metazoa, Chordata, Mammalia, Artiodactyla, Balaenopteridae. Gene Ontology annotation, biological process: glucose metabolic process.